Thlaspi arvense is the source of this 2659-nucleotide messenger RNA. Lineage: Eukaryota; Viridiplantae; Streptophyta; Magnoliopsida; Brassicales; Brassicaceae. The record is from the annotation of a GenBank genome assembly.
UUAAUAAUUGCGCUUCUUUGAUUGGAGAGAUGGAAAAUAAACUCCCUCUCGACCAAGUACUGUAUUUUACAGUAAUGAAGAGAUGAAAAGUAUUUAUUGUUUGUCCAACUAGAUCCUUGUAGAUUACUAACACAUUCUUUCUAUCUCGAUAAAUGUUUAUUGUAUUAGUUUUGUGAUUUCAUUGAGUGAUGGAAACAAACAUAUAUUCAGCUGUUUCUAGUUAUUCGUUUUAUUGUCUUAAGCAAGAAAUCAGAAAAACACAAAACAAAAAAAUUGUGUUAGAAUAAAAAAGAAGCCUUCAAGUAAUUCAACGGAAUACUCUCUUCCUUUUGUGUAAGUAAAUCUUUUCUUUAAUUUGUUUUAGGAAAGUUGGUUUCUUUCCCCUUAAUCAAUGGGAGGUUUGUGUUUUGGUCUGUUGACUCUUAUGUCUUUUUGCGUGUUGUAUCAAUCACAAUUCCCUUUCCCUAAAGCCGUUAUUGAUUUUGAUUUAAACGUUUCUUUAUUUUAAACAAAAUAACUUCUGAUUCACAUUUUCCUCUUCUCUUUAUCUCUCACUGAACAUUUCAAAUCACUCAAGUUCCAGAAUUGAUCAUCUGGGUCGCGAAUUCUGCUUCUCCUCCAUCAUAAAUUAAGCGAACAUGUUGAGCAAAUGAGGUUUAGUUUCGUGAAAUGGGUUGUGUAUUGGGUCGACCCGUUUCAGUACCGGACUCAGUUUCUGGGUCUAGACACCAAAUCAGCUUCCGAAAAGAAACCAAGGAGGCCGUGUCCGUGACGACGUCUACCAGAAUCGAACCAGAGACCAUUAAUAGUAUUGUUGUUCCUGUUGCUGCAGCAGUUGAAGUCAAGGAGAAGAAGAAUGAAAAGCCAAAAGAGGAAAGUAAAAGGUCUAAUAAGGCUGACCCGAGACGGAGCAACCCGCCGAAGCAUUUGAUUGGUGAGCAGGUCGCUGCAGGUUGGCCAUCUUGGUUAUCUGAAAUCUGUGGAGAAGCUCUCAAUGGUUGGCUUCCACGAAAGGCCGAUUCUUUUGAGAAGAUUGAGAAAAUUGGAUCAGGAACGUAUAGCAAUGUGUACAAAGCGAAAGACUUGUUGACAGGGAACAUCGUGGCGUUAAAGAAAGUGCGGUGCGAUGUAACGGAACGAGAGAGCUUGAGGUUUAUGGCGAGAGAGAUUCUGAUACUGAGGAGAUUGGAUCAUCCCAACGUCAUCAAAUUGGAAGGUCUUGUGACUUCGAGAAUGUCAAGUAGCUUAUAUUUGGUGUUCCGUUAUAUGCACCACGAUCUUGCUGGUCUUGUCGCAAGCCCUGAUAUAGAGUUCACCGAGCAACAGGUUAAAUGCUAUAUGAAACAACUGCUCUCGGGGCUCGAGCAUUGUCACAGCCGAGGUGUGCUUCACCGUGAUAUUAAAGGAUCAAACCUUCUUAUAACCGAUGAAGGAGUUCUCAAAAUCGGUGAUUUUGGUCUGGCUACGUUCUUUGAUCCAAAAAGGAGACAACAUAUGACAAACCGUGUGGUUACACUAUGGUAUAGAGCACCAGAGCUACUUCACGGUGUGGUUGAGUAUGGUGUUGGUGUUGAUUUAUGGAGCGCCGGUUGCAUUUUAUGCGAGUUACUUACUGGUAGACCGAUCAUGCCAGGUCGAACCGAGGUAGAACAACUGCAUAGGAUCUAUAAACUAUGUGGUUCGCCUUCUGAAGAAUAUUGGAGGAAAAUAAAGUUACCUUCUAGUCAUAAGCAUGCUCAACACAGGCCCUUACCGCAAUAUCAAAGGCGCAUAAGAGAGGUUUAUAAAGAUUUCUCUCCCGAGGCACUUUCUCUUAUCGAUACUGUUCUUGCACUUGAUCCUGCUGAGCGUAAGACUGCCACAUCUGCACUGAUGAGUGAUUUCUUCACAACGGAGCCUCUGCCAUGUCAACCUUUUGAUCUCCCAAAGUAUCCUCCAACUAAAGAGAUUGAUGCCAAGAGAAGAGACGAAGAGUAUCGAAGACAAAGAGAGAAACGUAAAGCACAAGGCGAGAGUGGGAGAAGAACGAGAACACGAGAACGAGCUCCUAGAGCAAUGCCGGUUCCUGAGGCUAAUGCUGAGAUUCAAUCUAACAUUGACAGGAUGCGUUUGAUCACGCACGCAAAUGCAAAGAGCAAGAGCGACAAGUUCCCUCCUCCACACCAAGAUGGUUUGCUCGGUUUCCCGAUGGGUUUAUCUCGGCGAUUCGAACCGUCUGAGAUACCUUUUAGCUCAACCUCAUUCACUUCUUACUCCAAUGAGCCUCUCCAGAUGUGGUCUGGCCCUCUACCGCCGGUGGAAGUUUCUGACAUAGCGGCUGAGACGCGGAGGAAUGGUGGCUGCGGCAGCCACAGUAGACGGAUGGUUGUGAGUGUUAAAGGAAAGAGAGCCAUUGUUUGAACUUUGACGAUUUCUUCUUCAUUUGGGAGGACAGUGGGGAAAAUCGGAAAAAGGAGAAGAUUCGAUUUUUUUUUUCUUCCUUUAAUUUACAAAGAGAGUUGACAACAUUUGAAUUGAAAUGAGGAAAUUAUAAUAUAUAGUCAUAUUUACAUAUAUAUACUUUUCCCUAGUGUAGAGAAUCUGUUUUCUUACGUAUUUCUCCGUUUUGGACGAAGACAAAACUUAUGUUUUCUUGGAUGAAGAAAAGAAUCUUUUAUAA